CCACCACCACCCACCACCACACGUGCAUCACACACCAUGGCUGACCAGCUUACCGAGGAGCAAAUCUCCGAGUUCAAGGAGGCAUUCUCCCUCUUCGACAAGGACGGCGAUGGCACCAUCACCACCAAGGAGCUCGGCACGGUGAUGCGCUCGCUGGGCCAGAACCCGACCGAGGCGGAGCUGCAGGACAUGGUCAACGAGGUCGACGCCGACGGCAACGGCACGAUUGACUUUCCCGAGUUCCUCACCAUGAUGGCGCGCAAGAUGAAGGACACCGACUCCGAGGAGGAGAUCAAGGAGGCUUUCAAGGUCUUCGACAAGGACGGCAACGGCUUCAUCAGCGCCGCCGAGCUGCGCCACGUCAUGACCAACCUCGGCGAGAAGCUGUCGGACAACGAGGUGGAGGAGAUGAUCCGGGAGGCCGACGUCGACGGCGAUGGCCAAAUCAACUACGCCGAGUUCGUCAACAUGAUGAUGUCCAAGUAGGCGCAGAGCCACGAUCGCCGCGUGCUCCCGCCGUCCCCAUUUCACUUUGCGUCCGAAGCUGCGCGUCGACGGGCGGUGCUUGAGAACAGC
Messenger RNA from Tilletiopsis washingtonensis, 576 nucleotides. Its product is annotated as EF-hand. Gene Ontology annotation, biological process: spindle pole body organization. The transcript has 8 exons. Gene Ontology annotation, cellular component: central plaque of spindle pole body. Gene Ontology annotation, molecular function: calcium ion binding; enzyme regulator activity. Lineage: Eukaryota; Fungi; Basidiomycota; Exobasidiomycetes; Entylomatales. The coding region runs from base 37 to 486 and encodes 149 amino acids. The record is from RefSeq and is a predicted model, not a curated record.